ACUGACCACAUCUCAGUAUUUAUCCCUCAUACAACUUUUCUGUUUUUUUUUUUUUUUGUGGUAUUUCUCUCAAAUGGAGCACGCCACUGGAUCAGGCAUGUCAGAUCACCAUUCUCUUCUGCAAGUUGUUUCAGAUCUUUGCUCGCCCAUGGAGAACAGUUCAACUAUGAGACCAACAUGCAUGCUUCUCCAGUCAAUAACACUCAUAGCAGGGUUCACUUCAUGGCUGUAUCAGGUCUUGCAAGGAGCCACAGACUGGAGAUCAAGAUACACUUCUGCAAAUGUUGCCUCUGAAAAAUUAGAUUUGAAGACCUGUUGAUGUCAGUGAGAUUGACACUUGGACCAUCAAGAGAAGACGCUUUCUGAGAGCCCAGCUCCAGUCCAUCUGACUCUAUGACUGGGGGGUUCACCGUGGCUCCAUCCUUUGCUCUCCAGUUGCACAAGAUGGGUUCGUUCAGAAGGCCCAGACCUCGUUUCAUGAGCUCCCCUGUGCUCAGCGAUUUGCCACGUUUCCAAGCAACCCGGCAGGCUUUGCAGCUGAGCUCCAAUUCUGCGUGGAACAGUGUUCAAACAGCAGUGAUAAAUGUGUUCAAAGGGGGAGGCUUGCAGAACAAUGAACUUUACACCCUCAAUGAAAAUAUCAGACGGCUGCUGAAGAGUGAACUUGGAUCCUUCAUCACAGAUUACUUUCAGAACCAGCUCCUUGCGAAGGGCUUGCUGUUUAUAGAGGAGAAGGUUAAGCUGUGUGAAGGUGAGGAUCGCAUUGAUAUCCUGUCCGAAAUUUGGGAUCACUACUUCACAGAGACCCUUCCCACACUCCAGGCAAUAUUCUAUCCAGUCCAGGGUCAGGAAUUGACUAUCCGUCAGAUUGCUCUUCUUGGCUUCAGAGACUUGGUCUUGCUCAAAGUGAAGUUGGAAGAGAUCCUGCCUCUCGUCCAGGCAAAGCUCCCAGCUUCCAUUGUCCAGAUGCUGUUAAUUCUGCAGAGUGUCCAUGAGCCUACUGGCCCCAGUGAGGGCUACCUACAGCUGGAAGAACUUGUCAAACAGGUGAUAUCGCCAUACUUGGGCAUGUGUGAAGAUCACAGCUUCUCUGGUAGCACCUGCUUGCUUGAGAGACGGUACUCCAGAUCCCGUCCUAAGACUGGUAUACUGAAUUAUUCAUCGCAAAUGGUGACGAGUCGGCAGCCCAGCGAGAUGGCCCUAACACCGCUCACAGAGCAGGAGGGUGAGGCUUAUCUGGAAAAAUGUGGCAGCAUUCGUCGCCACACUGUUGCCAAUGCUCACUCAGAUAUUCAGCUCCUGGCAAUGGCCUCCAUGAUGCACACAGGAAUGGUCAUUGAAGAGUCAGACAGCAACGACAAAUGCCUCCUGCUGCAGUCCAGUUUCAGCCACAGGCAGUGCUCUAGUGAGCCCAGUAUUGCUGAUGGGCCGGAGGGAGUCAUGGCAGCAGGUAGACAGGACUCUGCAGAGCUGAACUGCACAUCAGUCAGCUAGAAGAAAUCUUGUCGAGGAGAAAAGAACAGUAUGCACUAACUUGGACAAGCUAUCAUGUCAUCCCCACUGGGAAAAGAGGAGAAUAUGAUCUUUGCUCAUGUCAUUGAAAUGGUUGGGUGGGGUGUCUUAUGUCUCUUUGGAAAUGUUCUCUAGAUUUAUUUUUCGUGACUGUUUAGGAUCAUUGUUGAUGGAGGUACUUGGUUGCUUUUGUCCCUCUUUCUCAAUUCUGUACUGCUUUUUUGCUCUGUGCCUCCAUAGCAAAGAGCGCUGUGCUAAACCUUCUCUUUGCUUCUGGCACUGGGAUGGUGAUGGCUGAGGACUAUAUUUUUCCUUUUGAAAAAGGGAACUCAGGGAUGAAACCACUUGCAUCUUUCAGAAAAAUCUGCACGGAUACCUUAUGAGAGAAGAUGCUUUUCUUUGCCUGCCAUGAGCAUGGAUAAAAAGUCCAAGACUCAACAAGCCUGAACAGAACUGGAUAUAUGUGGAAGCCGAGUUGAGUACUUCAUAUGUACUUUAUUUGGUUUCAGUCGUAUCUUUAGGGGUGGUAAAUUGGGUGCAAAGGUGGGGGGUAAAUUGGGGGCAAAAUAUAGUCCUGAGCAUCUUGGCAUUUGUCAUCAGUUUGCUCCUAAAAGGUCAACGUUGGUAGGGCUGCACUGAAAGGAGAAAUCUAAAUGGAUUCCUUCAGAAAGAAAACGCUUAACAGAAUCUGCACUUUUGUUGUGUGGAUGGCAUGAAGUUGCUUUUCAAGAAGGGACCAUCAUGAUUCCAGAGCACGAGCUGAUAUAAAGGAUUUCAUCCGUGGGCCUUUCUGGCACUUCUAGCACUUGGCGGAUUUUGUGAGACCAAAGACAACCAGCUGGAUGUAGAAAGGUAUCCUGCCUCUGUAGCAUAUUCGUGAAGUGCUUCUGACCUCCAGUGGUGUUUGAUUCAGUGCAGUAUUUCUUUUAAGAUAAAGCAAAGGCUAUUUGCAGUCUUUGUUUUUGUUUUAAUUUUGAAGAUCAGUAAUGGGUCCAGUUCUCAAGAAAUGCAAACGUGCCUGUGUGUCAGGCACUGCAGUCCACAAUGUCUGCUUUACAGCAUCACUUGGUACUCAAACGCUGCUUCUGUGGGAACACAACCAAUCUAUUUGAGCAGUCCGCUGGGAUACCCUGCUGAUGUCUUGCUAAGUAGAUUUGCGAGUGUAAUUACAGGCUUAGAGGUGAACUGAAAUGCUGCCUUAAAUGUCAAAUCCCAUUAAAAAUAUGGAUAUAACACCACUGCCACUAGCAUCCAGUCCCUGUGGUACUGACUAUAAAUAAAUCUACCUUGACAAGGAAAACAGAAGGCUAGAUGAGCCUUCAGGACGUUUUUUUCAGUACCAUGACAUUAACUACAGAAUCUGCCCUGUUUCUGUUGGGCAUUAAGCAUCAUCUGCUCCACCAUCUGCAGUGGAAGUGCACCUCAGACCUGUCAGGAUCUGUCCGUAGCAGCAUGUGCAGCAAAAAGAAAGCAGAUUAUUAUCUCUUGUGGUUUGCAAUUGUUCAAAGAGAUAUUUGAAAAGGGCCUGCUUUUUCUUGCUGUUACCUAAGGCACCUUAGCUGUUGACCUUUGUGGAAAUGCCGAGUAUUUUGAUCACCAGCCGCACUUACAGCUUGAGGAACAGAGAUGUAGUUGUGCUGUGUGCCUCCUAAAGGGAGCAUGCACAGCCUGGUAGAGGCCAGAAGGAGGUGGCUUUAAGCAGUCUUUCCUUCAGAUGGACUCUAGACUAAAUUGCCUUCCUACUCAUAAAUUGGCCUGGUCAGGCCAAAUUAUUACCUGAUGUCAUCUGUCCAGGAUGGCCGUGGCUUGUGGUGGGGCUCCACAGUCUCUGCAAUGACAGCAAAACUCAGUAGUCUGCACUGGUGUUACCUUGGCAUGCUCCUUCCACCGUGGGGCGGAUGAGGUCAUCCUGCUCCAAGGGAAUUUCUUUGGCCGCUUGCAGUGAUUUAAUGCCUUCCCUUUACCAUAGUAUGGCGUGUGGGGAAGUGGUCGCCCUGCAGCAUUUCAGUUCACUCUCACAGAUGCUUUUCUUCUCUCUGUUUCUCCUCUACCCCCAUUUCCCUUUUGUAAUUAUUCAAGCCCCCUGGAUUAGUGAGUGGAGUCCUCUUUUAUGAAGAAAAUGAGAACGAUUUAUUUAUUUCCUGGCAUACUCUUGGAUCAUCAUCUCUGGGGCUAAUAGGAAUCUAGUCCUGGUUUUAACUUGAAUUUCUUUUGUUUUACAUGUAUGUAUAAUUUGACUUUGUAUUGGUUACUUUGCAAAAAUUUGCACCAAGCCACUCUGAAUCGUGCACUUCGCGUGUUGUUUUGUUUUUAGGGAGAUUUAAAGCUGGUGGCUUUACUUUGUGAACUGAAGUAAAAAAAAUUGUUCUAUAAACAAAAGUGAGGGUCUGGUAAUGAGCACCACUUUUACAAACAUUUAGGAUGCACAACGCUCUGCAAGCACAUACCCUUUACAAGCUGCACAGGUAAACCUGGAAGUGUCUGGGAAGCUGGCACGGAGGAGCGGCGCACCGGCACUGAAGCAGAGUCAGGACCGCGGGGCAGCACCGCGUCACUGGCACUCAGUGGAGGAUCAUCUCUGCCUGCUGAUGGUAGGUCCCUGGAAGCAACUGGCAGAGACUCUGCCCCCAGGUAAAAGCUAUGAUAUGAGAAAAUUUGCAUUUUACAUACAAGAUUUUGGUUUGAGACUGGUGUUACACUUCCUCUCAGCUCACCAUUUCACACAACUGUGACAGAGGCACAGGGUGGGUCUUUUCCACCCUCAGUGGUCUGCUGCUUGAGAAAGCCUUCUGGGUAAGCUGUCAGUAGAGCAAGAAAAGAUUUCUCUCACCACCUCCAAAGUCUGCAUGUUACCUUCUGAAUGGAUUAUUAUCCAGAUUAAGUCACUUCUCAUCUCAUCAAAUUUGUCUUCCUUCUGCCAGUUUUAGUACUGCUGUCUUCUCUUUUUAAGAUAAGUGAUUUAUUCUCUGUGUCCUUACAGUUCUGUCAUAAACUUACUGAGGGGUCUCAGCAGAAUUGGGCAAGUGAUGUGGUUUUAUUGCCAGCAAGCCGAGCUGCCUCAGUCCCCUGCUGGCUGGGCAGCAACCUGGUUUACUUUUAAAUUUUCUGUCUGAAGAAAUCCAGUAAAUCUUGAUGUGGCUAAGUUGCUGGCACUGCUGCCAGCAUGGGAACCGCAGUAGGGCUUGGGAUGACUCUCACAUAGCACAUUUCUUUUUGGGUCUUAAUGGCAAUGGGUUCCCACUGGAGGAAUGUUUUUUUCAUUCCUGACUCUUUCAGUCUGCCUGUGUGUUCACAGCAGUUGUCCCUCCCUAAACAUUUAUUUUAUGCUAAUUGU
Messenger RNA from Struthio camelus australis, 4846 nucleotides. The record is from RefSeq and is a predicted model, not a curated record. Lineage: Eukaryota; Metazoa; Chordata; Aves; Struthioniformes; Struthionidae.